CGGGAGCGGGGCCCCGGGGGCCGGGCCGCCUGCGGGGGGGCUGUCCCCAGGGAUGGUUCCAGAUCCUUCCUUUGUCCCCAGGGAUGGUUCCAGAUCCUUCCUUUGUCCCCAGGGAUGGUCCCAGCUCCUUCCUUUGUCCCCAGGGAUGGUUCCAGAUCCUUCCUUUGUCCCCAGGGAUGGUCCCAGGGAUGGUCCCAGAUCCUUCCUUUGUCCCCAGGGAUGGUUCCAGAUCCUUCCUUUGUCCCCAGGGAUGGUCCCAGAUCCUUCCUUUGUCCCCAGGGAUGGUUCCAGAUCCUUCCUUUGUCCCCAGGGAUGGUCCCAGAUCCUUCCUUUGUCCCAGGGAUGGUUCCAGAUCCUUCCUUUGUCCCCAGGGAUGGUCCCAGGUCCUUUCCUGUCCCCAGGGAUGGUUCCAGAUCCUUCCUUGUCCCCAGGGAUGGUCCCAGAUCCUUUCCUGUCCCCAGGGAUGGUCCCAGGUCCUUCCUUUGUCCCCAGGGAUGGUCCCAGGUCCUUCCUUUGUCCCCAGGGAUGGUCCCAGAUCCUUCCUUUGUCCCCAGGGAUGGUUCCAGAUCCUUCCUUUGUCCCCAGGGAUGGUCCCAGAUCCUUCCUUUGUCCCCAGGGAUGGUCCCAGGUCCUUCCUUUGUCCCCAGGGAUGGUUCCAGAUCCUUCCUUUGUCCCCAGGGAUGGUUCCAGAUCCUUCCUUUGUCCCCAGGGAUGGUCCCAGGUCCUUCCUUUGUCCCCAGGGAUGGUCCCAGGUCCUUCCUUUGUCCCCAGGGAUGGUUCCAGAUCUUUCCUUUAUCCCCAGGGAUGGUCCCAGGUCCUUUCCUGUCCCCAGGGAUGGUCCCAGAUCCUUCCUUUGUCCCCAGGGAUGGUUCCAGAUCCUUCCUUUGUCCCCAGGGAUGGUCCCAGGUCCUUUCCUGUCCCCAGGGAUGGUCCCAGGUCCUUCCUUUGUCCCCAGGGAUGGUUCCAGAUCCUUCCUUUGUCCCCAGGGAUGGUCCCAGGUCCUUCCUUUGUCCCCCGGGAUGGUCCCAGGUCCUUUCCUGUCCCCAGGGAUGGUUCCAGAUCCUUCCUUUGUCCCCAGGGAUGGUCCCAGGUCCUUCCUUUGUCCCCCGGGAUGGUCCCAGAUCCUUUCCUGUCCCCAGGGAUGGUCCCAGAUCCUUCCUUUGUCCCCAGGGAUGGUUCCAGAUCCUUCCUUUGUCCCCAGGGAUGGUCCCAGAUCCUUUCCUGUCCCCAGGGAUGGUCCCAGGUCCUUCCUUUGUCCCCAGGGAUGGUCCCAGGUCCUUCCUUUGUCCCCAGGGAUGUUCCCAGGUGCUCCCCCAUCCCCAGGGAUGUUCCCAGGUGCUCCCCAUCCUCGUGGGAUGUUCCCAGGUCCUUUCCUUGUUCCAUGGGAUGUUCCCAGGUGCUCCCCCAUCCCCAGGGAUGUUCCCCUCCCUCCCCGGAGCCCCCAGCCCUUAGCAGGA
Molecule: messenger RNA, 1457 nt
Organism: Hirundo rustica (Barn swallow)
Lineage: Eukaryota; Metazoa; Chordata; Aves; Passeriformes; Hirundinidae
Product: tetra-peptide repeat homeobox protein 1-like
Exons: 2
Coding region: 115-1452 (445 amino acids)
Source: RefSeq, a predicted model, not a curated record